Molecule: messenger RNA, 2085 nt
Organism: Canariomyces notabilis
Lineage: Eukaryota; Fungi; Ascomycota; Sordariomycetes; Sordariales; Chaetomiaceae
Product: P-loop containing nucleoside triphosphate hydrolase protein
Exons: 1
Coding region: 1-2085 (694 amino acids)
Biological process (GO): mitochondrial respiratory chain complex III assembly; protein insertion into mitochondrial inner membrane from matrix
Cellular component (GO): mitochondrial inner membrane
Molecular function (GO): ATP binding; ATP hydrolysis activity
Source: RefSeq, a predicted model, not a curated record
AUGGACCUCCACAACCUCAUACGGGGUGCGUUGCCAACACUCGUCACCAACACCACCAACAGCAGCAGCAACGGUAGUUCCGCCGAACACGGCCUUCCGCAUGGCAUUCUCGAGAGUCUCACGCCCCUCCUGGGUGCCGCUCAGUUCAACCCGCUGGUGAAGCUAUUCGUGGUUCUCAACAGUAUAGUAGGAAGCCGGUUCGGGUUGGAUCCGGCGCUUCUUCUGUCAGCCAUCGGCCUCAUCUGGGCUUUGAACAAGCUUUGUCGGCAGCUUUAUUCUGCGUUUCAGGGGCUGGUGUCAAAGUAUCUGACUGCUCACAUUCAAAUCAGCAGCACCGAUGAUAUCUACCUCCAUAUGAUGAAAUGGCUGGCAUCGCAGCCCAGCAUGGUCAACUCGCGUUCUCUCACCGCAGAGACCGUGUCAAAAGGCGCGUGGGACGAGGACGAAGAGUUGGAACUAUUGGCCAAGCGACAGGCCUCAGACACGUCUAGCUCCUACCUGAAUUUCUCAAAUCAGGAGGCCAAAGCCGCGCCUCGGUUCACCCCGGCCCUUGGGAUGCACAACUUCUGGUUCAGGGGCCGGUAUUUUGGCCUGCAUAGAAAACAGGAGUCGCUAUUCGAGGAGACUUACGCCUCUGGCAUGCCAAGUUUCAAGGACAAGGAGACAAUAAUCCUCACCUGCUUCGGCCGGUCCCCGGAUCCGAUCAAGCAGCUCCUGCAGCAUGCCAAGGAGCAGUACUACAUCGGUCACCAGGCCAAGACUACCAUCAAGCGCCCAGCUGCCCAAGCCAUGCGCCGUUACGGGAACCGGCACACCUGGCAACAGGUUGCGGUUCGCCCGGUCCGUCCCAUGAGGACGGUAGUCCUCGACGAACAGCAGAAGAACAUGAUUCUUUCCGAUGUGAACGAAUACCUCCACCCCGCUACCCCCCGUUGGUAUGCCAACCGAGGUAUCCCUCUUCGACGUGGUUAUCUUUUCCAUGGCCCGCCGGGCACAGGCAAGACGUCGCUGUCUUUUGCACUUGCCGGCGUGUUUGGCCUCGACAUAUAUGUCAUCUCUCUGUUGGACCCUUCCUUGACUGAGGAGGACUUGUCCGCCCUUUUCAUCACUCUCCCGCGUCGUUGCGUUGUCCUACUUGAGGACAUCGACAGUGCAGGGCUAACUCGCCCGUCUGGUAGCGAUGCCUCUGACGUUGGUCGCAAGACCGCCAACGGGCAGGACGGAACCGGCAAGGAAACAGGCACAGCCGGCCACACAAGUAAAGAAGAUUGGAAAGUCUCAGACCUGGCUCGCGAAUUAAAGAAACAAAGCGGCUCGGACGAGAAAAAGGCAAUCUCCCUAUCGGGUCUGCUCAACGCGAUUGACGGGGUCGCCUCCCACGAAGGACGGGUUCUUAUCAUGACGACUAACAGGCCCGAGACGUUAGAUGAGGCACUGAUCCGCCCCGGCCGAGUCGACCUGCAAGUCGCCUUUACAAACGCGACCCAAGAUCAAGCGCGGGAACUGUUCAUGAGGAUGUAUGAACCCGACAGCAACUUAACCGACCCCGGCGAAGAUGGCCCUCGUUCUCCUUGCCAACUCCCGCCGCUCACCCCAUUCUCCGAGCCGCCACCCACCCCCUUCUCGCCAUCCUCUUUUACCGACAUCUCGUCCAGCAUGGGGGUUGAAGCCGAAGCCGAAAACGAACCCCCUAGUAAUACUGCUCCUUCUGCUGCUUCGUCCUUGGCAGCAGUAGCAUCCUCGAACAGCAACAACAAGCCAGCUCCCCUGAACCUCAAUAGCCACAGCCACAGCUCAACCGCCAAGUUAGAUCCUCCCAAUAGCAGUACUUCUAGUAUUGACAAUGGCGCUAUUGUUACUAGCAGUGAAGAGACGAUCGACCAACUCCAGCCGGGGGAACUGGCUCGCAUAGCGAGCGCGUUUGCGGCAAAGAUCCCGAGCGGGCAGUUCUCUCCUGCUGAGCUGCAGGGGUUUCUGUUGAAGAGGAAGAAGACGCCCCGAAGGGCGCUGGCCGAGGUGGACGCCUGGGUCGAGGCACUGCAGCAGCAGAAGGCCAACAAGACCAAGGUGCUGCAAGUGCAGUGA